AUGCGCACAGCUUCUAUUCUGCUCCAUUGUAUGGUUUUUUACUUUCACCAGGUUUGUUUUAAAGUUGAGAAAAUUUUUUUAGAUAAUCGAAUUUAAAAAGAAAAUCAAAAACCACGAGACAUUUGGAGGCAAAAUUUUAUUUUAGCGUCAGAUUUGGUUUAAACGCAGAUUUUCCCCUCUAACACUAUUCAAUUUUCAGUCUUCCAUCGAGUCCAAGUCUCCAGAAAACGAUGUUAUCAUAAGUGUCAAAACUUCUGGAAAAUUCCACCAGACGAGAGUUAUGCGUCUUACAGAAACCUGGUGGAACGAUGCUCCUGAACAGGUUCAAUAAUUUUUUUUGAAUACAUUUUUAAGCUUUUUCUGAAGUUGACUUUGAAUGAGGUUCGUUCUCAGCCUAUAAAAAACGGAUCAAAAAGACGCCAGCUGGCUCGUGUGCAUAUUUAUCGCCCUUUGAUGUCUGUCGAACAUCUCUGGGAACGAACCGAUCGUUAAAUUAACUGAGAAAAUUAACUGAGGAAAUUUAGAGUGUUGCAGUCGUCAAUUUGAAAAAUGUUUCAGAUAUUUCUGUUCACCGACGUGGAUGACGAGGCGCUCAAUGAAACGCUCAAAGGACAUUUGCGGAACACCAGGUGUGGGUCCGGUCACGACAGGUUUAAAGUUAUUUUUAUCAUGAUAAAGCUCUUAUUACGAUUUUUUUACGAUUCAUGUGAAACCAAUAUUUUUUUCUUAAAAAAAUUUUUGAAAUUCCACAAGAAAACCACAUUAUUGGGUUUCAGAGAGUCUCUAUGUUGCAAAAAUGUCUGCUGAGUUGCGGUUCUACAGGUCUAUCAGCUCCAAGCAAGUUAUUUUGUUUUUUUCUUUCUAGCUCAGAUACGAAAUGGGUGUUUGUUUGAGAAGAUUAACAUUUUUUUACAGUUUAUUCAUCAAUCAAAAAAAGAACUAUGACACACAAAAAUGACAGCUCAUUAUUACUUUCAUUUCUCGGCCAAUUAGUUCAGCACUGGCAGUUAUCUAAUUUAUUAUCUGGCUCUAAACAGAACGUGCCGAGCUACGGUAGAAUGUGUCCAUGCAAUAAUUCUUCCCUGGAGGUCCAUUAACGACCGACCGCGUUAUUAAUUGCCUUCUUUCGAAUCUACUGAUAGUAAACUCGGCCUUAUUAUUAACUUGUGUGAACUAGUCUAUUCCCCAAAAAGAGUUUUCUAACGGGCUUUCUUUUUUUGAAUUUUUCAAGAGAUUUCAUAACUUGUUUUUCUGUUUCGAAAGUUACCACGUUUGUCUUUUACUGGGAAACGUCACGCCUUAAAAAUUUUGGGCGGCGUCUAGAGGGACUCCAAACGUCGCGGUUGCUUGGCAAUUAACAAUACAAUUCCAAGUUUUGCGUUUUUCGGAGUAAUGUGAAUUGAUUGCGUUUUGAUGAAAAAAAAACUUCUGCUAAUCAAUUAACUCAGUCGUUGAUUGAUUUGAGGCCUAUUCUUGCAACUCGAAAAACUCUGAAAAGAAGUUUCUGAACAGCCAUUCAUUUCAAGUCCCAGCAUGACUUUCAAACUGGUAUUUUGAGCUUGUAACUUCAUGAGCAAACAUUUCAUUCAUUGAAUAUCCCCAAGGGAAACUAAUUCAGGUUCUAUUGUCAUUUUGACGACGACAGUUUCGUGAAUAUGGUUCUUCUGAAAAAUCUGCUAGACAGUUAUAACGCGGAAGAUAAUGUCUAUCUAGGAAAAAUUUCAACAGCAAAACCGAUGCGCAUAGAAGAACACGUAGUUGCAUUUUCCUCAAAAUUAAAGAGUCACAAUUUAAUUUUCAGGACUUCAGAUUCGGUACUGGUGGCGCGGGCAUUUGCUUAUCCCGUCGGGCAGCUUGUCGCAUUAAUGAGUAUCUUGAUGAGAACGAUUUUGUUUCCACUUGCAAUCGACUGGGUGUUCCGGAUGACGUCACCUUAGGAUAUAUAGCCAGUACGUUACGCCUAUUGAAGCUCGAGAACCAUCCAAAUUAGGAAUAUAAAAUCUAUUUCUUACACAGGCGUGGUCCUCAAAACUUUUCUGACCAACAUUGAGAGUUUCCACUCACACCUCGAAGACCUGACCUUCCUACCUGACUCUGUUAUCGAUAAGCAGGUUUUUCUUCACCGUUUAAUCGAAUUUUCUAUUUUUUCAGAUUUUGCACGCAGAUACCCGGCUCUUUCAUCCCCCUUGA
Caenorhabditis auriculariae is the source of this 2190-nucleotide messenger RNA. The record is from the annotation of a GenBank genome assembly. Lineage: Eukaryota; Metazoa; Nematoda; Chromadorea; Rhabditida; Rhabditidae.